Messenger RNA from Sinocyclocheilus grahami, 3082 nucleotides. It is a transcript of the gene ephb4b, whose product is annotated as eph receptor B4b. The record is from RefSeq and is a predicted model, not a curated record. Gene Ontology annotation, biological process: ephrin receptor signaling pathway; axon guidance; protein phosphorylation. The transcript has 16 exons. Gene Ontology annotation, molecular function: ATP binding; transmembrane-ephrin receptor activity; protein binding. Gene Ontology annotation, cellular component: dendrite; plasma membrane. Lineage: Eukaryota; Metazoa; Chordata; Actinopteri; Cypriniformes; Cyprinidae. The coding region runs from base 1 to 2631 and encodes 876 amino acids.
AUGUGCAGUGAGGCAGAUCAUAAACAGAGCCAGUCUGUCGCUAAGUUCUGUAUUUCACGUGAUUGGGAGGAGAUGAGCGGUUUGGAUGAGGAGGGCAACAGCGUCCGCACCUUUCAGAUCUGUCCGAUGGACACGGCAGUGAGUCACUGGCUGCGCACGCGCUUCAUCCCGCGGCGCGGAGCGACUCAGGUGUAUGUGGAGAUCCGCUUCACCGUGAUGGAGUGUUCGGCCAUGCCUUCCAGCUUCCGCACCUGCAAAGAGACCUUCAACCUGUACUAUUACCAGAGCGACGAGGACAUAGCCAGCAGCACACACCCCGCCUGGAUGGAGAACCCCUACAGCAAGGUGGACACGGUCGCAGCUGACUUCCUGUUGCGUCGUGGCGGAGAAAGGAAGUCUAACGUGAAGACGGUGCGCAUGGGUCCGCUGUCGAAGAAGGGCUUCUACCUGGCGUUCCAGGCUCAGGGCGCGUGUAUGGCCCUGCUCUCCGUCCGCGUCUUCUUCAAGAAGUGCCCCGCCGCCACCCGUGCCUUCUCCUCCUUCCCCGAGACGCUCCCUCACUCGCUGGUGCAGCAGGCCGAGGGCGUGUGUGUGACAAACUCCGCCCCCACGGGCCAAGCCCCGCCCACCAUGUUCUGUGGGGAGGACGGCCAGUGGGUGGGGCCUCCCUCGUCCACCUGUGUGUGUAAACCAGGGUUCGAGCCGGUGGACUCCGACCGCUGCAGGGAUGAUAUUUUGAAACUGGUCAUGUCUAUGAAUCCAUCUACGUGCCUUCCUGAUCCUAUGCCUAUUGAGGUGUUGAAACCGUGUGCAACAUUCCUGGGUCCCUCUAUUACUGCAAUCAUUAACACCUCUCUAUCUACUGGAAAGGUUUCCUCAGUCCUCAAGCUAGCUGCCAUUACACCAGUUCUUAAAAAGACUGGUUCUAAUGUAGAGGAUUUGUCAAACUACAGGCCUAUCGCUCAUCUUCCAUUUUUGGCUAAGCACACACACACAUACGUAUGCAGGUGCUCAUAUGACCUCUGCCCUGUUCCUGCAGGACUGCCGUCGGCUCCGCGCAGCAUCGUCUAUCAGAUUAAUGAUACGGUGGUGACGCUGGAGUGGUCGGAGCCGCUGGACCGCGGCGGGCGCUCGGAUCUGUCCUACAGCGUGGAGUGUGUGCGCUGCAGAGGCUCCACCUGCGUCCCGUGCGCAGACAGCGUCACCUACAGGCCGGGGCAGGUGGGCGUGGCCGGGAGGCGGGUCAUCAUCCGCGGACUCCUCCCACACACCACCUACACCUUCACCGUCAUCGCCCAGAACGGAGUGAGCGCUGUCAGUCACACAAGCCCCGCCUCCAGCUCCGUCAACAUCACCACCAGCAGAGACGUGGCCGUUCCAGUGUCCGGCAUCAGGAGGACUAAAGCGUCUGAGAGCAGCGUCUCCAUCAGCUGGACGGUUCCUCCGCAGACGCAGCACAGCAUUCAGGAGUAUCAGCUGCGCUACAGUCUGAAGGAUCAGGAUGAUGGAUGGCAGUACGUCAGCAGUAAAACCAACUCUGUGGUUCUGAAUGAUCUGACCCGCGCGUCACAGUACCAGGUGCAGGUCAGAGCCAGAACCGCCGCGGGAUACGGACACUUCAGCCCUGCCGCCAACAUCAGCACAUUACCUGAUGAUGAAGAAUCUCCGUCGCGGCUGUUACUCACCGGUGUCCUGGUUGCUAUAGGAUUGCUCAUUCUCAUCGCCGUGGUGAUCGUUGCCGUGUUCUGCUUCAGGCGCUCCAGCCGCACACGGGACCCGGACCCGGAUAAGAGCUGCCAGUUCCUGAUGGGUCAGGGGAUUAAAGUGUACAUCGAUCCGUUCACAUACGAGGAUCCGAACGAGGCAGUGAGGGAGUUCGCUAAAGAGAUCGACGUGUCGUUUGUGAAGAUCGAGGAGGUGAUCGGUGCCGGUGAGUUCGGUGAGGUGUGUCGCGGCCGGCUCAAGGUUCCCGGGCGGAGAACUCGUCUGACCCCACAUACACCAGCUCACUGGUCUGACAUAAUUGUGGGCGGGAAGAUCCCGAUCCGCUGGACGGCUCCUGAAGCCAUCGCCUUCCGUAAGUUCACCUCGGCGUCAGACGUCUGGAGCUACGGCAUCGUCAUGUGGGAGGUGAUGUCGUUCGGAGAGAGGCCGUACUGGGACAUGAGCAACCAGGACGUGAUCAACGCCAUCGAGCAGGACUACCGCCUGCCUCCUCCCCCAGAAUGCCCUGCGUCUCUGCACCAGCUGAUGCUGGACUGCUGGCAGAAGGAGAGAUCGUCUCGCCCGCGAUUCUGUGCCAUCGUCUCUGCCCUCGACCGACUGAUACGCAACCCGGCCUCACUCAAGAUCACCGGACGCAUCCCAGACGGGCCGUCUCACCCUCUGCUGGACCUGCGUCCCCCGCCGCCUCUCUCUCACUGCAGCUCAGUGUCCGACUGGCUCCGGUCCAUCAAGAUGGAGCGAUACGAGGACAGCUUCCUGCAGGCCGGAUUCACCUCCAUCCAGCUCGUCUCACACAUCUCCACCGAGGAUCUUCUGCGGAUCGGCGUGACUCUAGCGGGACACCAGAAGAAGAUUCUGUCCAGCGUCCAGACGCUGCGGGUCCCCGGCGGCUCCCUGCGAUACUGACGCUUCCCAGCAGUCCCUGCUUUUGCUACCAGCUCAGACUGAUCGACCAAUCACUGUGGAGCACCACAGAACCAGCCAAUCAGGACAGAGACAGACAUCUCUGAGGUUUAUUCUCUUCGUUUCAUUCAGACUGAUGGAUUCUUCUCGUUGGUCUCAGGAGCGUCUCGUGAAGAGACAGAUGAGUGUUACAUCAGAGACAUUAGAGGAAGACGUGUUACAUUCUGGGAGCUUAAUUGGAUCUUCACAUUGAAGAUUCAAUAUAAUUAUUAUUAUAAUGUGAGAUUAUUUUGUAAUUAUUAUUUUGUACGUAUCAAAACAGAACAAAUAAUGACUGAAUGUUUGUUUUGCAAAAGUACUGUGGGAGCUGUCAAUCAAGCCAAGUGUAAUCCGUGUGACCAAUCACAUUAAAGAUCUGCAUUGGCCCCUCCCAGAAGAGCUGCUGCUGUGUGUU